This is a messenger RNA of Letharia lupina, 5001 nucleotides long. RefSeq lists its product as uncharacterized. Lineage: Eukaryota; Fungi; Ascomycota; Lecanoromycetes; Lecanorales; Parmeliaceae. The record is from RefSeq and is a predicted model, not a curated record. The transcript has 7 exons. The coding region runs from base 1 to 5001 and encodes 1666 amino acids. Gene Ontology annotation, molecular function: protein binding.
AUGAGCAAGGAUAGCAGCGACCUCUGGGCGGCCGCGCUAAGGACACUAAAUGAAGGGGAUAGAAAUUUGGUUACUUUCGAUGGCCAACACAAAUUGGAUGUCCUGUCCGACCUGGAGCAACGUGUCAUCAGUGCGAGGGAGAAAUCCAUCGAGAAACGGUGGCGAUUUCAUCGACCCGGUGGUGGCCAGACGGUUAUUCUUCAAGAUCUCUUCAGCAAGAUUGUUGUCUGGAUUGAUCGUUUCAAAGAAAUCGGAGAUAUCGUGAUUCAGUAUGAUCCUGUACACGCUGCACUGCCGUGGGCUGGUAUACACCAGCUUGCCGUAAGCGAUAUCAACAAGUUUGCCUUCAUCGUGGAAGGCGCCGAAACAAUGGCUCGAAGUAUCUCGCGCUAUGCUACGUUCGAGCAAAUAUACCUGCCGUAUGAUACUACAGCUUCUCGUGCUAUGAAAGGGCUCGAAGAUGCGCUCGUAAGGCUGUAUGCUGCUAUUUUGAUCUAUCUUGCCAAAGCAAAAAGAUACUUUGAGGAGUCUACGCCAAAACGCAUGGCCAAAGCCGCGCUCACGUCUCAAAGUGAUUUUGAGGAAUUACUUCGCAAUAUUGAUAAGCAUACAGCGAAUGUGGACCAUCACGCAGGUUUAGUAGAUGCAGAGCGCAGCAGCGACAUUAGUAACACGCUUGUGUCGUUGUCAAUCGACCACCAGGAAAUGCAUGCGAAGCUUCGGGAGCUUCUGCAGUCCAUCAACAGUCCGAUUCGCCGAAUGAGUCCCCAGCUCGACAGUCUCCAAGAUCAUUUAAAGCACACAGAGCGUGUGGAGAUAUUACGCUGGUUAUCGUCUCAGCCUCACUUGGACCAUCACCAGCAGAUCAAGAAACAAGCUCUUCCAGGAUCAGGUCAAUGGCUGCUGCAGGACCGACAGUACAUUAAAUGGUAUGAGCAAAGCGCUUCGUCUUUGCUCUGGCUUCACGGAAAGCAAGGCUCCGGCAAGAGUACCCUAGUUUCGCUUGUCGUCGAGGACAUGAUAAAGAGGUUUGAAGCCAGCCAGAGCGCUCUCCCUGUCUAUUUCUACUGCACUCGGAGCGCGGCCGAGCCCGAACGCUCAAAACCGGACACGGUUCUUGCCAGUAUCCUUAGGCAGCUAUCAUGUGUCCAGCCCGAUGCACCCCUUCUUAGUCCGGUGAUCGAGAAGUACAAAAGACAAGGCGAAGGAUUCAAGUCCAACGGUCUCGAACUAGAUGACAGCCGGGAUCUGAUCAUCAGGCUGAUCGAGGACUACAGUAUGACCAUAAUUGUUGUGGAUGCUCUUGACGAAUGCGACGCCGAAAUGCGGCAAAGCCUUCUUGAUGCAUUUGAACAUAUCCUGAAGGAGUCAGUAGGCUUAGUCAAGAUUUUUGUCUCCAGCCGUGAUGAUCAGGAUAUCGUCUACACUCUCCGGGACUAUCCAAAUCUGGAUAUCUCUUCUGACAGAAACACAGCUGACAUCGAAGCUUAUGUCAAGACAGAGGCACAGAAACUUGUGAACAAGGGACAGCUCUUACGCAACAGUCGAGCGAAAGAAGAAAUGACAGCGUUGAUUAUUGACCAAGUUUGCAAGGGCGCUGACGGCAUGUUCCGAUGGGCAAGCCUCCAACUCGACGUCCUCCGACCGCUGAAACGUGAUGAAGAUAUCCGGGCACAAUUGGGAAGGCUUCCCCCAAAAUUGGAGCAGCUGUACGUCGAGGCCUACAACAACUUGAUCUCGCCCCAACUCGAAAUUGCUCGGUCAAUCAUCGACAAUGCCCUGAAAUGGCUACUUUGCGCCCGAGAGGAAAUGCAUGCUUCAAAAUUUCUUAUCGCGGUGGCAGCGAACCUGAAGACCUUUGACGGAGACAUUUCAGUGGACGGUCUUCUCGAACUUUGCAACAACUUUGUUGUAUAUGACGAAGGUCUGGACGUCUUUCGCUUUGCCCAUCUCUCUGUUCGUGAAUACCUUGAAAAAAUGCCGGAAUUCGCGGAAGUCUCGUGUUACAGUCUUGCCGCCGAGUGCUGCCUGCUGCAAAUGGUUGCGUUCUCAAAUUGCCCAGUCGCAGAGCAAUUGAUGAGCGAUCUACACUGUAUCCGUCUCCGUGGGAGUUCAGGUUACACAGAAUCGUCAUCAUGUGCGGAAUUUCUUGGGUACGCCAACACCUUCUGGAUCGAAUACUGUCAACAAAUUCCACAGCGCAACAGGUCGGACGACACUCAGUUCGGGCGGAUCUUCCGUUUUUUCCUCUCAGACAAGCUAGGAUAUGGCUCGCCGCUAAACGCUUGGGUACAAUGGUACUGUAGCCGCGUGCUAGAUGAGGUGGCAGCAGAAGCACCACUCAAGCUCCAAGAAUCUCUUACCAGCUGUUCCGAUUCUCUCUCAAGAUCAUUUCUUGUCGCAGCCUAUUUCGGCUUUAGCGAGAUAAUUACGCUUUGCGUAAGACACCAAGGACUGGGUGACGAAACGAAGGAUCAAGGUCUAAUUUUGGCGGCAUUGGCUGCGCACCAUGAAGCUUUUGGUAUCAUUAGAGAAGACAGAAAAGAUUGGGUAAUGACUGAGCCACUGCUUUUCCAUGCGGUACGCGCUUCAGGCAAGGAAAGACUAGCUUCGCUACUAGAUGAGGCUCCUGAUACCAUAAUCACCAAUCGUAUAAUUACUGCCAUUGCUGAGGACCGGGACGAUGGGAAGUUGACCAUGCUUUUGGAGAGGUACCCUGGCUUCGCAAUCACGGAAGGACUACUUGAACUCGCUCUAGAAUACGCCAGUCAAGUUAAUUUCAGACUGCUGGUAAACAGGGCAGCGGAACCCACAAUUACGGAAAGUAUGCUUUAUAUGCAUGGGUCUGGCGAUACUAAAGCUUCAAAAUCGGUAGUCGACGCAUAUUUGGAGAAGAUGGUGAUUCUCUUGGACAAAGUGGCAGAAUCUGGUCUUACUCCGCGCCUGAUGGCGUUCGCUGCACGAUGGAGCGAUGAGCGUGUUAUAGAGGCAAUGCUGGAAAGGGGCGGCGCUGGCAACAUAACAGAAGAUGUCAUGAUUGACGCGGCAAGAAGAGGCGGAGAAAUCUUCCAUCUGAUGCUAAGACAUGGAGGCAAGAUCACAGACACUGUGUUGGAUGUGGCAGCGUCCUACUGUGACGCACAGCUAUGGCAAGUGCUACUCGAACAAGGCUAUGAAUCCAGCAUCAACAUGAAGAGGCUGAAACUAGCGGCACUUAAUCAUGACCAUGGCGACGCCGUGCUGAGCUUACUUCUGGACCAUGUAGACGAUACUACCAUUGCUAAUGAGAUGCCUGGAUUGAUUCACCAAGUAGCAAGAAAUAUUUGUGAGAGUAAGCGUAUGAGGCAGCUGCUAGAUCGCGCGAAAGAUGUAAGGGUCUCUCAGGACAUGCUCUUGGCUGCGACUUUCAACUCAUCCUCCGGCCAGCUAGGCGUAGUAAAAAUGUUCCUGGAGCGAUCGAGUGAAGUGCAGAUCACCGAGGACAUGCUCUUGGUUGCAGCUGGCGAUGAAGAUGACGGGAUGGAAUUGAUCCAAAUGUUUCUAGAGCGAAGAGGUGAAGCCGAUAUCAGCGAGCUUGUUCUCAUGGCUGCAGCCUGCAACCGCAACCAAAGAUCUCAAGUUAUGCAAUUGUUAUUAGAGCAAGAUAGAGCGGCCGAUUUGACUGAGGAUGUUCUUAUCUGCGCGGCGCAAUAUUCCAACGUUGACCUUGUACUGGAAAUAUUGGAACGAUCGGAGAUCAAGCGAAUCACGGGGGGUCUCCUCAAAGCGGCUGCUGCGAAUGGGUCCUGUGGUGGUGAACUUAUGAGGUUGCUGCUGGCGAGAGCCGAGAUUACUGACUUUCCAGAAAACGUUCUGGUCGAGGCAGUAGAAAAUUACGGCAACGGGACCGAAGUGAUUCAGGUAUUAGAAGAAACUUUUGGUCGGAUCAGUAUGACAGAGAGUCUUUUGGCAAAGUGCGUCCUCAGAGCAGCGCGGGGCACGGUCGAGCUCUUGCUCAACAGGACCGAUCCUGCGCAGAUUACGAAAGAGGUUUUGAUUGGUGCAAUGAGUAACUCUGGCUAUGAUCGAGACAUUGUUCAACGUGCUGUGGCGGAGAAGUCUUUGCAUGUUCCUGUUACGGCUGACGUACUCCGAUUAGCGGCGGAAUACGGGCCGCUUAGCCUUUUCCGAUUCUUCUGGAAUCGAUAUCCUUCGGUUUGGGCUUCGGUUCAAGAAGACCUGAUUAAUGCAGCAGCCAGAAAGUAUUAUUACGACACAUUCAAAUUCCUGCUGGACGACGUGGAUUGUGUCGAGAUUGGAGAAGAAACCAUGAAAGCUAUUGUAGCCAAUGUGCACAAUGCGGGUAUUCUCUUCGACCUGCUACUCCAGCAAGGCCUCCAAGCAGAUACGACAGAAGGCGUGCCAGAGAUACUUUUAAUGAACGGAGGUAUCAAAGUCAAAUGCUCGUCUCCGACGCCAUUACGGCUUAGCAGCGGUUUGAAAGUCACUGAAGACUUGUUUAGGAUUGCCGCGAGUGGUGGAGAUCACAAAUGUCUUCAAACACUCUCGGAAUUCUGUGGAUUAAAAAGCACUCCAGAGAAAUGGCUUGAUAUUGCACGGCUUCGCAAUGCACUUUCACGGGAUGAUAUCGACCUACUAAAAGCCCUGAUAGGACGUGGAGUGGAGCCCGAUGUCGCCGCCCCCAAUGGCGAGACUCCUUUGGUGGUGGCAAUCCGUUAUGGCAACGAGCUGGCGGUUCAAAUACUGCUUGCUGCCGGUGCAUUGCCCGAUGGCGGACCGAUGUUGAAAUACUCCCCACUGUGUGAGGCCGCUGAAUACGGUGAUUAUGACACAGUAAAGAUACUGGUCAAUGCUGGAGCUUCUCUCAAUUUCAGGGAUGACAAGGGAAGAACACCACCGAUGAUAGCAAAGGAAAACAUAUGCUUUAGAGUCUUCAAGUAUCUGGAGCAAUGCAGGGCAGAACAAGAAAAAGGAGGACGAGAGACCCCAGAAACAACAUGA